Folsomia candida is the source of this 2123-nucleotide messenger RNA. RefSeq names its product E3 ubiquitin-protein ligase RMND5A (gene Sou). Gene Ontology annotation, cellular component: cytoplasm; nucleus; GID complex. The record is from RefSeq and is a predicted model, not a curated record. Gene Ontology annotation, biological process: proteasome-mediated ubiquitin-dependent protein catabolic process. NCBI's taxonomy places the organism in Eukaryota, Metazoa, Arthropoda, Collembola, Entomobryomorpha, Isotomidae. Gene Ontology annotation, molecular function: ubiquitin protein ligase activity; protein binding. The transcript has 9 exons. Bases 662 to 1861 code for a protein of 399 amino acids.
GACUUCAAAGCAGCAAAAUAUUCCAAGAGAUCACGACUCACCAAAGUUGACCACUUUUUGUAUGUACGCCUCUCACAAGCCCGGCCCGUGGUGGCUCAAUUUUGCCGACAAUUUUCCCGUCUGCCUACAAUCUUUGGGACGUUAGGCAGCCAACCGACUCCCGAUUCGGGGUGGGAGGAAGGGUCCGUUUCCGGGAGAGGGAUGACCUUUCCGGGGAACACGGGUUUCCGCCUGGGUGACCUUUUUAUUCGUCGUGACCCCGCGACAAGGGGAAUCUUAGCGUGUCGACAAAGUGGAGCCAGCGGCAGUAGGAAUCGGGGAGAGACCAACGCUUUGCACCAAUCAGAAGGAAGCCUGGCGCAUUUAAACGUGGUAAUGAGUUAGCAUCAUCGUCACCCCUUUUCUUCCCAGAGAAGAGACGCUUCUACCACGAUAUACGGUACUGACUGGCUGCAUAAUAAAAUAAACCUGGGUUUAGUACAAGAGAAAUAUUUUAAAGUUUUACACCAGAAUCACACACAAUCACACAGAGAGAGUUUUGUCCUUCGUGUAUAUAUUCUUACCUUUUCCUCCCUAAAAAUCCUGCCUCUCAAUAAUAUAUUACGCCAACGGAGAAAGAGGAAGGAAUUUAUUUUUUUUGUUAUAUUUCCGAAUCAAAAUCAUGGCAGGUAUCAAAAUCAAAAUGACGGACAGUUGUGACGCCGUGGAACGCGAGUUGGACAAAGUUCUCCAAAAGUUUGGUUGUGUUUCGGAACAUUUUAAUCGCACGAUUGAUAAACAGAUCGAAUUUAUAAAAGCGCUCAAACAGCAAUUUGAAGAAGUUUCUGACGAAUAUGAACUUACUCCUAACCAAGCCUCUAUUUUAUGCGAUGCGGUUUCACAAGUUCGAGAAACUGUGAGUCGGGCAGCCACCGAUCAUCGCGACUUGCACAGCAGCGUAUCAAAAGUGGGGAAAGCUAUUGACCGAAAUUUCAAUCCUGACUUUGGUGCUAUCACCCGUGACGGACUCUUUUCCGGAGAACGGGCUAAAAUUUUGACCCAGGUUGUCUGCCAACAUCUCUAUCGGCAGGGAAUGUUGGACAUUGGCGACGGAUUGUGCAAGGAGGCAGGUCUAGAACUUGACGGAACGUACAAAGAACCCUUCGUUGAACUUCAUCGCAUUUUAGAAGCCCUGAAACAGCAAGACCUCACCCCCGCUCUAGACUGGUCAGCAGACAAUAGGGACGCCCUUAUCGCCCAGGGCUCCUCCCUCGAGUUCAAGCUCCACCGGCUAGCCUUUCUCAACCUGGUCAAAAAGGGGCGAUGGUAUCAAAGUGCAGCUAUUACGUACGCGAGACAAAACUUUAGUCAGUUUGUGAAACGACAUGAGAGGGAGGUCCAAACCCUGAUGGGCUGCCUGCUCUACGUUCCUGCAGGCAUGGAGGGCUCUCCAUACGCACAUUUGUUCGAUAAUGGGUUGUGGGACGAUAUUCAGGACACCUUUACUCGCGAUGCAUGCGCUAGACUAGGACUCUCAGUGGAUUCUCCUUUAGCAGUGUGCUUUUCUGCCGGUUGCACAGCACUGCCUGCCUUGCUAAAUAUAUGUCAAGUCAUGCAAGCUCGCCAAGUGAGUAGCAUUUGGAAUGGCAAAGACGAACUCCCCAUUGAAAUCGAUCUGGGCAAAGAGUUUCAUUACCAUUCCGUCUUUGCGUGUCCUAUCCUCCGCCAACAAGCAUCAGAAUCCAAUCCACCAAUGAGGCUGAUGUGCGGUCAUGUCAUUUCGAGAGAUGCGCUGCACAAGUUAGCAUCAGGAAAUAAACUAAAAUGUCCCUACUGUCCUGGAGAGCAAAAUCCUAACGAAGCUCGGUUAAUUACUUUUUAAGAAAAUUUCCCUCAUCCCCUCUCACAUGACAUCAUCACCAUCACUAUACUUUUUUAAACUCUGAUCGUUAUUCUCGUCGUAAAUAAUUUUAUCGGUGUCGUCGUGUCGUAUGUCUACUCCGUGCGUGGCGUGUAUUUAUAUAAUAAUCCGAAAAAAUGUCGUAAUUCGUUAUGUCUACAUUUGUUAAACACUUUGCCCGUGAGCGAGUGAGUGUAGUUAAUGAAUAAUAAAUUUUAAUGGGAAAGAGCACUCAAAUCUUAAA